Messenger RNA from Daktulosphaira vitifoliae (grape phylloxera), 1249 nucleotides. It is a transcript of the gene Eaf6, whose product is annotated as chromatin modification-related protein MEAF6. The transcript has 5 exons. The record is from RefSeq and is a predicted model, not a curated record. Bases 176 to 661 code for a protein of 161 amino acids. NCBI's taxonomy places the organism in Eukaryota, Metazoa, Arthropoda, Insecta, Hemiptera, Phylloxeridae. Gene Ontology annotation, cellular component: NuA4 histone acetyltransferase complex.
UUUAUUGAUAAUGGAUAGUCAACGCUUUUUAGCGCCGAAUUGUGGAAUACCGGGUUUUAUAAUAAAACUGAUCAUCUUGGGCAAAAUAUUAAUUCAUUUUUCUUAAAAUAAAGAGAGAAGAAAAUUUGAUUGACAAUUACAAGUAUUUCAAACGUUAAAGUGCCUAUUAUUAGCCAUGUCAAAGUCUUCUAAUUCCAGCGAUUUGCGGACAGAGUUAGCUGAACUGGUGAAACGUAAAUCGGACAUAGCUGAGACUUUAGCGAAUCUUGAACGUCAAAUAUAUGCUUUUGAGGGAAGUUAUCUAGAAGAUACACAUUUGUAUGGUAAUAUUAUUCGUGGAUGGGACAGAUAUUUGACAUCAGCUAAUAAACUACCGAAUACAAAAAAUGAACCAAGAAAUAGAAAAUUCAAAGAAGCUGAACGUUUAUUUUCUAAAUCAUCUAUAACUUCAAUGGCAGCUGUAAGUGGUUUGGUUGAAGCUCAAGAAAAAGCUGAAAUUAAUAGUGAAAGUGAAUCUCAAACUGGCAAUAGUGGUAGUGAAGAUAAUAUUACCAAAGAGAGUGGUAAAACUAAUAAUCUAACAAAUGGUCCAUCAACACCUAGAAAUUUAUUGGCGUCAGCCAAACGUGCUUCUAGUACAAAAAAAGUAAAAAAUCGAUGAUCUUCAUUUAACAAACUCAAUAGAGUUUUAAAACAGUUUCAGCGGCCACAGUGAAACUAUCAUAUGUGUAUUAUAAUAUACAAAUAUUUAAAAUAUUAACUUCUUAUAUCAAUUUAUUGUAUAAAAUGUUAAUCAUUAGAUUAUUUAAUUUAAUACUUUGAUAUAUAAUAAGUUUAACUCAUCAAUUUAUGUUCACAAUUGAAAAAAUUAUUUUUCCACUGAAUGUGGAGUCUCAUUUACGGUUAUGUUUGUAUUAAGAAUUAUAUUAUAGCUCACUAAAAAAAACUAAAAUAUGUAUAGCUUUUUACUAGGAUUGUUUUUAAUCAAAAUUUUUACUUAAAAAAAAAUGAAAUAAAAUUUCAAUGAUAGAUACAAGUCCAUUUAAUCAAUAAAAGUAAUGGAUUUACUCUAUGUUUGUAGUUGUAAUUAUUGAAGAUUAAUUGUUAAACAUUGUAUGAAUUUUAUAUUAAAUCUGAUGUAAAUAUUUUAUUAUUUAGUUAUUUUUUUAUGUAGGCUUAAAGAAGCAUUUUAAAUGUAAAAUGAGACAAAUUAAUAUUAUUGUAGAAAAUAACUUUAAGGCAUUGCUAU